AACGCCAAAGAGGCAAAGAUCCUCCAAAACUUCGGAGACGGCAUCUGUAAGAUACUGGAUGAAAAGCUGCAACGGUAUUAUAGAGAGAACGGUGCUGACGCUUCUAUACACGCUCUCCCCAAAGGAGCGCCCCCUCCUGGCCGAUCAGACAAUAACAUCAUCCUGGCUCCAUCCAAAAAGAAAAAUGCUGCAGGUGAUCAAGGAAAGGAUGGAGGAGGAGAUGGAGGGAGGAAGAAGAAGAGGGAGUAUGUCCCCCAGAAGAGAUCCGGGGGCUAUGCUGUGCUGCUGACUCUUUACAAAGAAACUCAGGUCCCUGGUAGUAAAGGUUACAUGUUUAAGAUGGAGCUGCAGGCAGAAGCUCAGCAUCUCUGUGACAAAUCGUUCACUGCGGUGAUAUUUUGUCUUUGCCUGCGUAUAACCCAACUUUGUGCUUCUUUCAGGUAUUCUCUGACAGAAGGAGGUCUGACUUUGGCCGAGCGACUGGCAUCCGCAGAGCAGACGAACACAGACGGGGACAGAGAGGCGGUUAGGAGUGAGUUAGAGGCGACUGAGGAAGACGAUGCCGUCGUAGUCCUCACUGGUAGUGAUGAAGAUGAAGAAGAGAAGGAGGAGAACAGAAUACACCCUGCAGAGAGACAACCCACCGUCACUGAGGUUAGCUGCGACGUGGACGACGUGCGUUCAUCGGGGAAACCACAGGAUUCACAGACGACGAUGACGACAAGCAGAAAGCCGAACGCAGAAUGUCUCCUACCCGGAACGUAUGAAAUUAUGCUCUGUGUUGACUUCAUCGAGACCACUGGUGGGAGUCACCAUCGUAAGCAGGAGCUGGUGAAAGAGCUUCAGAGAAAUGGAGUCAACUUUGACAUCAGGAAACUAAACGUCGGGGACUUCCUGUGGGUGGCUCGGGAAAAGGUGGCACCUGUUGCAGGUCAGUUGCGAGCGCCUGUAGGCAGGGAGCUGGUCCUUGACUACAUAGUGGAGAGGAAGAGGAUGGACGACCUGUGCGGCAGCAUCAUCGACGGACGCUUCAGGGAACAGAAGUUCCGACUGAAGAGGUGCGGUCUUCAUAAGCCCAUCUAUUUAGUGGAGGAGUGUGGAUCAGCUGCGUCUCACCUGAGCUUACCUGAAACUACACUGCAGCAGGCCAUAGUCAACACACAGGUAGAGUGCACACGUGGGGCCACAUGGGUCACUCUCAAACUGAAACAAAUGUUGUGGUGUCCUGCUGGACGCAGCCAUCAGAAGAUGGUGCGCUGUGGCACCUGUGUAGCAUCUCUACCAUGCUAA
Pundamilia nyererei is the source of this 1290-nucleotide messenger RNA. RefSeq names its product crossover junction endonuclease MUS81-like. The record is from RefSeq and is a predicted model, not a curated record. Gene Ontology annotation, molecular function: crossover junction DNA endonuclease activity; DNA binding; 3'-flap endonuclease activity. Gene Ontology annotation, biological process: mitotic intra-S DNA damage checkpoint signaling; resolution of meiotic recombination intermediates; DNA catabolic process. The transcript has 9 exons. Lineage: Eukaryota; Metazoa; Chordata; Actinopteri; Cichliformes; Cichlidae. The annotation marks the transcript as partial. Gene Ontology annotation, cellular component: nucleus; Holliday junction resolvase complex.